Messenger RNA from Nematolebias whitei (Rio pearlfish), 1590 nucleotides. RefSeq names its product GDNF family receptor alpha-4-like. Gene Ontology annotation, molecular function: signaling receptor activity. The record is from RefSeq and is a predicted model, not a curated record. The coding region runs from base 1 to 1590 and encodes 529 amino acids. Gene Ontology annotation, biological process: nervous system development. Gene Ontology annotation, cellular component: signaling receptor complex; external side of plasma membrane. Lineage: Eukaryota; Metazoa; Chordata; Actinopteri; Cyprinodontiformes; Rivulidae. The transcript is spliced from 8 exons.
AUGGACCCACAGAACCACAUCAACAGCUGCUGGACCCACAUGGACCCACAGAACCACAUCAACAGCUGCUGGAUCCACAUGGACCCACAGAACCACAUCAACAGCUGCUGGAUCCACAUGGACCCACAGAACCACAUCAACAGCUGCUGGACCCACAUGGACCAGGGUUUCUUUGUCCAGUUAAUCCAGAGAAACCUUACUGAGCAGAAAAGGAGCCUGAGGAUUACCUGGUCCAGACAUGGCUCCAACUGCUCUGGGCUCCAUCUGGGUAGCGUGCCCGUAUCUGCAUCCUUGGACUGCCUGCUGGCAGAGCAGGGCUGCACGCAGGAGCCGUCCUGCAUGGGCAUCUACCGACUCCUGGAGUACUGCGCUGCGGAGGAGGCCGUGUCGCCCCUCGGCUCGGACGCCCGCCUCGAGUGCCUGGAGGCUCAGCACGCGCUGCAGCAUUAUCGUCCCCUCCAAGUGUGCAAAUGUCAGCGUGGCUCUCGCAGGGAGGAACACUGCCUCAAGGUUUACUGGACUGUGAGAUUUGCAGCAUAUGAGGAGUAUGAGGUGUCCCCAUAUGAGGAACUAAAGCUAAAUCUGGUGAGAAACAUAGAGAUGUCUCGUAUGGCCUCCAUCAUGGCAGCUUCCUCUCUUUCUUUGGAUGGUCAAAACCAGUGUCUGAAAGCAGCUCAGGACUGCGGCCUUUACGAGAAAUGUGGCUCGUUGCGGUCCGAAUACGUGGUGGCGUGCACCAAGAGGGCGACGGCCACCGACAACGGCUGCAACCGCCAGAAAUGUCACAAAGCCCUGCGGCGCUUCCUGGAGCGAGUACCCGAGGAGUACAGCUUCGCUCUGCUCUUCUGCCCCUGCUCGGACACGCUGUGCGGGGAGCGGCGGAGGAAAACCAUCGUGCCAUCGUGCUCCUAUGAGGAGAGUGCAAGAGGGGAGGACAGAGUGGGCAAGCCCAACUGCCUCAGCCUGCAGAACUACUGCUCCAGAGACGAGCUGUGUAGAUCUCGGUUUGCUGAUUUUCAACACAACUGCCAGCCCUCGCCUGUUUCUGCCUCCGGCUGUGUGCGUGAGAGACGAGCCAUGUGCCUGAAGGCUUAUACUGGACUCAUAGGAACCAUCAUGACUCCUAACUAUGUGAGUAACAGCAGCACCGAGGUGUCCCAGUGGUGCACGUGUGAAGGCAGCGGGAACGAUUGGCAGGGCUGUCAGCGCAUCCUGCACAUGUUCAGCAGCAAUCUGUGUCUGCGCAACGCCAUCAGCUCCAUGGGAAUCUCUGCUCCUCCUCCAGUGGAUCUCACUCCUGUGCCAGUUUCUCAGCCCUCCCCACCAGUUUACCAGGAGAGAGUCCCAGUUAGCGUUCACACCCUCCCUGAUUUCAGCAGCAUGGAGGACAGCGAGGAAGAGGAGCAAGAAGAGGACGCGAGCGAGGAAUUCAACCUCAUCCCCCCAUAUUCUGAGAAGGACUCCAAGGACUCCAACACUGAAUCGGGUGCCAGAGGAAGUCAGCGGGGAAAAGCUAGCCAAGCAGCGCUCACAUUGCCAUUACUGCUGCUGCCAACUCUCAUCCUGGGCCGGGAGUGCUGGAACCGCUGA